This is a messenger RNA of Pteropus alecto (black flying fox), 3281 nucleotides long. RefSeq names its product glucosaminyl (N-acetyl) transferase 3, mucin type (gene GCNT3). The transcript is spliced from 2 exons. The record is from RefSeq and is a predicted model, not a curated record. Bases 293 to 1627 code for a protein of 444 amino acids. Gene Ontology annotation, molecular function: acetylglucosaminyltransferase activity. Gene Ontology annotation, cellular component: membrane. Lineage: Eukaryota; Metazoa; Chordata; Mammalia; Chiroptera; Pteropodidae.
GCUGUAAACUGAAAGGAGAGUGAUAAAACCACUUGCUGCUCUUUACUUUGCAGAUAUUAAGGAGGAGGUUGAGAUAGUUUCUUGCAUGUCCUGUGAAUGUCAAAAUAUAUUUUGGAGGAGCUAAAAGAAGACCAGGGAAUAUGGUAUUCACAUUUGCUUUCAUGGAACCCAACCAGUCUUUCCUUGGAAAUAGAAAUAAACUCUGGCAAGAGAUCUUCCCUAAAUAGGAAAGAAGCCAUUAAAGGAUUUCCUCCUCCUCCUCUGUGCUCAAACUCUACUGAUCUCUCAUUCCAUGAAGAUGAUUCGGUGGAAGAAGAAACUCUGUCAGCAGUAUUACCUGUGGACCCUGGGCUUCUAUUUGCUGCUGGCCACUGUUGCUCUGAGACUUUCUCUCAGAUCGAAGUGUGACUUUGAUUUCCUGGAUCUGGAGUCCAGGCACGUUCAAAGCAAGCACUGUAGGGACAUCUUGUAUAAGUCCCUGAAGUUGCCAGCAAAGAGAUCCAUCAACUGUUCUGGAAUCAUCCAAGGGGACCAGGAAGCAGUGACCAAGGCUCUCCUGGACAAGCUGGAGGUCAAGAAGAAGCGGGAGCCUUACACAGACAGCGAUUACCUCAACAUGACCAGAGACUGUGUGCACUUUAAGGCCAAAAGGAAGUUCAUACAGUACACACUCAGCAAAGAAGAGUUAGACUUCCCUAUUGCAUACUCUAUGGUGGUCCAUGAGAAAAUUGAAAACUUUGAAAGGCUGCUGAGGGCCUUGUAUGCCCCUCAGAACAUAUAUUGUGUCCACGUGGAUGAGAAGUCUCCGGAAACUUUCAAAGAGGCAGUCAAGGCAAUUAUUUCAUGCUUCCAAAAUGUCUUCAUGGCCAGUAAGUUGGUUCGGGUGGUUUAUGCCUCCUGGUCCAGGGUGCAGGCUGAUCUUAACUGUAUGGAAGACUUGCUCCAGAGCUCAGUGCCAUGGAAAUACUUCCUGAAUACCUGCGGAACAGACUUUCCUAUUAAGACCAAUGCUGAGAUGGUCCAGGCCCUCAAGAUGUUGAAGGGGAAGAACAAUAUGGAGUCAGAGAUACCUACUGAGUUUAAAAAAUCUCGCUGGAAAUAUCGCUAUGUGGUGACAGACACCAUACACAUGACCAGCAAGAUGAAGGACCCUCCUCCUGAUAAUUUACCUAUGUUCACUGGGAAUGCCUAUAUUGUGGCUUCUCGAGCCUUUGUCCAACACGUCAUAGAGAACCCCAAAUCCCAACAACUGAUCGAAUGGGCAAAAGACACUUAUAGCCCCGAUGAACACCUCUGGGCCACUCUUCAGCGUACACCCUGGAUGCCUGGCUCUGUUCCCUACCACCCCAAAUAUCACUUCUCAGACAUGGCCUCCAUUGCCAGGCUGGUCAAGUGGCAGAACCAUGAAGGAGAUGUCAGUAUGGGGGCACCUUAUGCACCUUGCUCUGGAAUCCACCAGCGGGCUAUCUGUGUUUAUGGAGCUGGGGACUUGCAUUGGAUUCUUCAGAACCAUCAUCUGUUGGCCAACAAGUUUGACCCUAAGGUGGACGAUAAUGUUCUUCAGUGCCUAGAAGAAUACUUACGUUAUAAGGCCAUCUAUGGGAUUGAACUCUUAGAUACAUUAUGAGAGAAUUGCUACCUGCGGGGCAGGAACACGUGCAAACAUGCCCAGAACGUGCUGGGACAGCAUAGGGUGGGAGACCAGGGCUCAAUUCCGUGGCACCCUCCGGGGAAAGGGGCUGCUGCUGGAGUGGGGGUAAGUAGAUCUGCUGCCUCGCAAAUUACUGCCCUGGACAAACACUGACUCUUUUCUCACCCCACUCCCAACAGCCCCUUUGCUGACUUUCUCACAGAAAAUGAGAAUGAAAACUAGUUAUUUAGAGUCAGGGAGGGAAGUAUGUAUGGCAGGGGGCUCUGGAUUUUAUUAGUUAAAUGCUCGGUUUCCAGCUUUCCCAUUCGGAGGAGAUGCUGUUCCUAAUAAUUCUAGGCUUGGUAGUAUGGUGGGGGUAGGGAGUUAGAUGGAAAGAGGGCCUUCUCGUUUGUAAUUUUAAAAUAAAUAGUUCUUGAUUCAAAGCCCUACCUCUACUUUUUGUCUGGUAAACCAGAAAUAAAAGUGUGAGCCUUUUUCUCAUAACUAUUGGUGACAUUUAAAAAUCCCUGGUGGAUGGCAAGACACUCUCCAUUAUUCUUGAAUGAUCAUGGCAUGCUAUAUAAAGAGCUAAUUUAAAAGAAUAUAGAGGAACAGAGCUGAUGCUUUUAUUUUUGAAAACCUUCCUCAUUUUGUUUACAUUGCCAGAUUCAUAACUUUUCUGUAUGGGAAAAGGCAGGGCAAUUUAACCAAUUUGACCACCCUAUCCUUAAGAGAAAAUUACUGCCCUAAUUUUGCAGCUUCACAGCCAAAGUUUAACAUUUCAUAACAAAGAUAAUAGCUCUUUUAGGUAACCACAUAAUUAAUUGUCCAAACUGGAACAUACUCAGGGUGUGUGUGUGUGUGUGUGUGUGUGUGUGUGCGUGCGCGCGCGUGUGCGCAUGCAUGUGUGUAUGUGUGUGUUGGGGGGCGGCAAGCAAAAAUUAAACUAGGAUUGCUUAGCUAAACCAGGAAGUCUGGUUAUUCCACAUUUAGGUCUCUUGAGACAAAACUUUUAAGUAUGUGAAUGGAAGGGUCACUAUUUGUGGUUCUUUGACUUAUAGUUUCUUUGUGGGGAAGAUACAAAGAAAUUAUGUGUGUAUUUACCUCCCCUUCCUCUGAAUGUUACCCAGUGAGACUUGAAGCUCCAGAGAUAAUUGUGAAACAAUUGGAAGGCAGUUGCUAUUAGUAACACUCUUCUGUGAUAGGCAAAGGAUACUAUAUAAAAAGAUAGGCAUAUCUUGUAUCUAGUAUAAUUUAUCUUCUGCACAUAAUCAUGCUUUGGAAAAGUGAUUUAUAUACAAAUUCAUGUAAUUUGAAUGCUGUUCCCAUUAAUGUCAUAAUGUGUUUCUUCACUUCUGAUUAUGAUUCAAUUACGUUUUCUCUUACAAUCAGCUUUUCCUGCAACCCAUGUACUCUGACAUAGUUAUCAUUGUGUCUGACGCAGUGAAUUUUCCACUUACAAGUUAGUGUUGCUUUUUGUACAAUAUUCCUUUGGUAAUGGGUGUUGCCACCACCAACUUCCCUGUGUCAUAAUAUGGAGUCCUGUUCACCUAGCUCUCAGCCCCACCACGAAGAUGACCGAUGAACAGUCACAUGCUCUGCAGAUGAGCCGCUGGAAGGACUGUUCCCAGCAACAUGGACCUCUCCAUCU